Messenger RNA from Varroa destructor (honeybee mite), 3307 nucleotides. RefSeq lists its product as uncharacterized. Gene Ontology annotation, molecular function: calcium ion transmembrane transporter activity; manganese ion transmembrane transporter activity. The record is from RefSeq and is a predicted model, not a curated record. Lineage: Eukaryota; Metazoa; Arthropoda; Arachnida; Mesostigmata; Varroidae. Gene Ontology annotation, biological process: manganese ion transmembrane transport; Golgi calcium ion homeostasis; Golgi calcium ion transport. Gene Ontology annotation, cellular component: Golgi apparatus.
UGAUAGGCGUGAAUGAUAUCCAGUCCCUCAACCUUUUAUAUUUCCACCAAAUUAGUUAUUCAUGUUCUAAACUGUAAUGAGCAGCGUAAUUUCGCUUAGCAUAAAUACAUGCAUGAUUUAUUUUAUCCGUGUUGCAAACCAGAGCGUGGUCCAAUUGUAUAACCGGGUGCGCGCACUGGUGCUGUCGUCUGCUCCAUAAGUUGUUACUACAAGUGUCACUACAAAAGGCAUACCGAAUUGACUCCGCCAACCAAAAAUGUUCUGUGUGCAUACGGCAAAUCCUUGUUCCUCCACACAAUCAUCAUCAUCAUUUCUGUUGUUGUUGUCGUUGCUGCUGUGGUCAACAUCGUCGGCAUCUCUCAGCGGAUGGGAACCGAUUCAAUGGAAGUAGAGGCAACGAGUCCGCUGUUUAUGCCCCGGCAAUAGUGAUUCUUUACAAGAGCCUCUACGGCGUGUGCCACUACUAUUGUGUAGCGUGCCAUGUCAACCCAGACGUCAAAGUACCGGUGCUGUACGCAAACAGUGCGACUAUAAUUGUUGCUAUUGGCCGCAGCAGCUGCAGCUGCACUGACACUAGCUCUACAUGUAGGUGCCUUUCUGCCGUCGGGGUACUCGGUGUGUCCGUCAACUGGACAUUUCGUACGUCGCCAUUCUAUCGUAGAACCAUCGUAGCCUGUUUGUGCUAGCUGGCAGUGCAUAGAGGAAACGCGGCAGUUCGUUGUGACGUGGUGGCUAGUACAAAUGCAACGGUGACUACUGCCAAUCGUGCGGCGGUAAAGAGGAUUCGAUCCUCUGUUGACAAGCCGUGACCGCGGCUAAUCUGUUUGCUAGGACAAAUGAAAUGCAUCGAUACAACUUCGUACAAAUUUCCUGAAACGAAAAAGCCGAGAAUUUCGAUCUUUGUCCUUCUGCAUAUGAUUAUAGAUUCUAGAUGCUAUACUUCAUCCCCUCGCCAUUUUGCUCACCCCGUGCGGAGAUUAUGGUUAUCGAGCAAAUGAUCUCAACAGCAGUAGCUCUUGAAUGAAAACGGAACGAUUCUCCGGCCAAAGUGGCACAUACAAGAAGUAUCAACAACCGUACAAAACAUAUCAAUCUGUUAGAUAGUAUGAAUAGAUCAAGUGAGACCAUUCUAACUUCGUGAUAACGGUUAUAAGCAUGAAGGUACCGGAGACAAUUACCGAAAAACUGUGAGGUGUAUGAAGGUCAAAAUAAAGUGUAAUAGUAUUUGCGCUGUACAUACUGCUAAUAUUUGAUAAACAGCGACGAUGUUAUUAACUCGGAUAAUAAAAGCCUUUUCGAAAAUGGCCUGGAUCAUUGUGGCCACACUCACAGUUGUCGCCGCGUUCUUAGCGCCGACCACGGCCGAACAACUGCCCAAGUCGAUACAGGAGUUUGAGAAGAAGAUGCAACAGGACAAGGUUGUAUCGGCUGUCGAAACUCACGACGUUGCACCCGCACCAUUUCUGUCGUUAGGUGGUGAAACCGCUGUGGCGGCUGAAUACCCUGGUGUUCCAAACUUUUGGCACGGCUUUGUGUCAUCCUUGAGUGUAAUCGUCGUCUCGGAAAUUGGUGACAAGACUUUUUUUAUUGCGGCAAUCAUGUCGAUGCGUCAUCGACGCGUCAUUGUAUUUGCCGGCGCUAUAUCAGCCCUCAUUAUUAUGACGGUUCUGAGCGCAUUGAUGGGCUCACUUACCCAGGUGAUUCCACGAGAGUACACACACUACUGCUCGAUCGUACUGUUCAUCUUCUUCGGCGUAAAAAUGUUGUAUGAAGCAUCACGGAUGUCGGAUGACGAAGGCAAGGAAGAGUUCGAAGAAGUCGAAAAGACGCUAAAUCAAAAAGAAAUGGAAACCUCAGCUGACGUGGAAAGCGGUGUAGCCUCGACGAUGCAGGAUCGUCUUUAUGCGGUCCUAUCACGAGUGUUCUGGCAGGCGCUCACGCUCACGUUCGUCGCCGAAUGGGGUGACCGCUCACAGUUGGCAACCAUCAUUCUGGCAGCCCGUGAAAAUGUAUGGGCGGUUAACAUCGGUGCAAUUUUAGGUCACUCGUUUUGCACGUGUCUUGCCGUACUCGCCGGCAGCGCUGUCGCAAAGAGGGUGUCGGUGAAAACUGUAGCAUUUGUUGGAGGUGUAGUGUUCCUGCUGUUUGCCGCUUCGGCCUAUCUGAUCGGGCUUGAUAGCAAAGAGGUGACACUAUAAGCAUCAUCUACGCUAACGGCUGUAAAAGGCAAACUAAUUACGUAAGCUUUUCUUUUACGGGCGGGUAGUUAAACCUGUAUCAAUUAGGUGUGAGCAAAUUUUUUCAUGAUCGUCUAUAACAUUUGGACCAGAUAGGUUUAAAACUUAGUUUUGAACAAAUAUUUUUAAUUUUCACAACCACCGAAAGAGGAAGGGGGAAAUCUAAUGGAAGAUAGGGCCACGGGGCGAACUGGAUUGUCCUCUUAUGUUAUACUGUAUUUAUAAAUAAACAAGGCGGGAGCACCAAAUCAUGAUAGUUCCGUAAGCGGUAACGAUAUUCACAGCAGGAAGGGUGUGUGCAUUGAACUGAGCGAAUUGAAAUAAGGUUGGAGUGGAACAUAAUUUUACCGUCUUCUUUGAUCUUUUCCGAUUAAGUUUGUAAAGAAAUGUCGGUUGACACAUUGAUCACUCCGUUCAGUGGCAUUUUGAUAUGCAUGAUCCGACCCUGUCAGUCGUGACAGAAUCAGAUUAGGCAUAUCUCCAUCAGUUAUUACUAUUAUUGUUUUUAUUAUUAUGAUAUGAGUUUAGAAUUUUAGCACUCUACGAACUUUGAGAGCACCAACUUGUCUACUUUGCUUUCCAUUUCUGUGCAUAAUAAAAGGUGGCAAGUUGGCGGCAUUAAACAAUGCAUAACCGCACCGCGGCGUGUAUGUUUCCAUUAGCAAUAAGCAACAGUGUGUAACUCAUAGGGAAAGGGCAGUAUAGUAAACUAAUUCCAAAAAAAAUAUAGGAAAUAAGGAAAAAGAUGAAUAAGCAAAAAAAUGACAGGAAAACUGCGCAAAGGCUUACAAUCCGCCUCUGCUUAUUAUCGCUUGGAAUUGAUGGUGCUCCAUUGUGUAUAAAGUUGUAAAGCAGAUGUUAUGAUAUACUGGUUGAUGUAACCCAAUGAUGACUCAGUAAACAUGACAUUGCCGUAUAUUAAAAUUUAUAGAAUAAAGUACAAAAACGUUUUGUAAUAUAUAUUAUAAAACGUUUUCAAACAGAGAAAAAAGUUCAUACGUGUAUUCAGUUAUGGUAGUAAAUGGUAAGUUCGCAUGUUUUUGGCUCAACAAACCAAUUCCUUCUUCUAC